AUGCUGUGCCUGCUGUGCAAAAAAGCAUUUAAAGAGGCUGUCGUUGCUUGGCACGGCAGAGAGAGGGGUCGAGACAUCUUGACGGACGCAAAACCAAAUGUGAAGCCACUCACUGCUCCCGUCGAACGCAUCGCUUUGCUGGACGACAGCAGAGAACGCAGAUCGGUCAUAGCUCUCAAUCAACGAUUCACUGAACCGUUCUGCGAUGAGCUGAUCAGCGACGGUGAGCCUGAAUUGUUCGACUGA
Molecule: messenger RNA, 246 nt
Organism: Soboliphyme baturini
Lineage: Eukaryota; Metazoa; Nematoda; Enoplea; Dioctophymatida; Soboliphymatidae
Source: the annotation of a GenBank genome assembly